Molecule: messenger RNA, 1797 nt
Organism: Symbiodinium sp. CCMP2456
Lineage: Eukaryota; Dinophyceae; Suessiales; Symbiodiniaceae
Source: the annotation of a GenBank genome assembly
AUGGAGCGGACCUUACGGCAUCCGACCAUCGUGGUCGAGACGGACCUGGAAGAGUCCUUCGGCCGACGCCGCUCCUCGCGGCGGACGUCGGGGCUGAGUCGGCCCAGCCUCGACACGCCCCAGGAAGGCCCCUUCGAAAUUGGCAACCUGGAAGUGGCCAGACAGCUCUUGGUGCAAAUCUGCACUGACCUGAAUGUUGGCGCCCCGGUUCCAGAGUCGACCAGGUCGGAGGCUUCGCUACCGGCGUCCUCCGAAAGCUUAGGAGCGGAGUCGCAAGCUUCCGGCAAGAAGGAGGGCUACGUUGCGCUGGGUUCUGCUGAGCUGUUUGAGGUUCAGCGGAUUCUCACUGCGCGGGCAUCUGGCGGCUACACGCAGCAACAAGCAAGUCGACUGGCUCAGUACUUCAAGACGAUGCACUUCUUCCGGAGGCUCGCGUCCGAUCAGCUCCUGGAGCUGCUGAAGCACGCGGAGUUCUUGGAUGUGGAGCUCGGCGAAAUGAUUUACAAGGAUGGCGACCCAAUCGGCCAUGUGUACGUGGUUGUCAAUGGCUCCGUCACCAUCGAGCGGGCAUUGGAGGGCGCAGAUGGCGUCCGUGUCUUCGCCACCAGCGUCUUUGACGGCCGUGCCUUCGGCGACGGCUGGGACGGUGGCCGAAGUCGGGCGUCCACCGAUGUGCGCUGGACCACGGCCGUGGCACAGGAGAGAUCGCUGCUGCUGCGCUUCAGCACGCCAGUCUACAUGGAAGUCCUUCAGAAGGACGACGUGUGCUCAGAGAAUGCAUCGCGACUCAAAUCCUUGCCCUUCCUCUCCGAAUGCAGCGCCAGCGAGUUGGAGAUGUUGCUCAUGACCCUGGAGACCGGCUUCGCGGGCUAUGCCUCCACAGUGCUCCGGCGAGGGGAGCGGCCCCACCGAUGCCGCAUCCUCGCAGAAGGACGGCUUAGCCUCCUUACGGAUGCCAAGCUGGAGGUGAAGGAGCUGGUCCCAGGUUCCUUCUUCGGUGUCGGGGCCAUCCUUUCUGGGCGCGGAAGCUGCAGCUACUCCUCGGAGGUCGAAGUGACGGUGACAUCCAUGGUGGCCCACUUCUACCUGAUGUCGAGGAAGUCGCUGUCCCCGCUGCCAGACAUUGUCCAGGAAAGCAUCCUUGACAGCGUGCGCCGGAUGAUUGAUGAUUGCCAGGACCCGAUUCAGGAUGAUGGUCGCCAUGUCAUCCGUCGAGACCAGGAGUGGCGGCUUCGAAAGCAGCGGAGCCUGGCGGAGGUCAAGCGGACCUCCGGUCGAAACGCGGCGAGCGCUGGGGAGAUGCGGCCGCGAUCGGCCGUGGCUGGAAAGCGAUGGUGCCCAGCCGGGCCCGGCAGGCCCUUUGCGGAGAGCCUCGAAAGCCCUCCUACACCCUCUGCGCCCCGGCGCCGAGGUCGCGCCGGCAGCUCCGGUCGCUCGGAGCUCCAAAGGUCGAACUCCGGUCGCUCGGAGCUCCAGAGGUCGAAGUCCGGGCCAGGACGCCUCAAGUCGAACGAACGUCUCAGCAUGACGGCUUCGGGGCCACUCACGCCGUCUUCUCUGGCAAGGACUCAGACGCCGAUGAUGCGGAGCACCACUCCUUCGUCUUUCCUGCGCGCAACGACACCCUCUAUGCUGUCAAGGACGAUGUAUUCUCCUGACGGCCGUCCCCUGGCCAUCUUCUGCCGCACGCCGGAGGGCUUCGAGCUGCUCCCGAACCCUGCGCCACUGAAUUGCGUGGACCGCCGCCACCGCCCGGAUCGGGCUCCUGCGACCCCACUGGCGGCAAGAACGUCGUGA